GUGAUCUGGCCAAUGCCAUCAAAACCACCAGAGCAGACAAAGACGCAUGGGUGACCUUCUACCCCACACGAGAUCAACAGACCAAGUGUAAAAGCUGUGGAGAAAAUGGGCUGAAUGGUGACCUGCUCAUAACAUAUGAUGUUGAGAGACAAAAUCAUAAAGGAGAAGUCAUGGUAUCAAAUGGCUAUUUCGUCCACUACUUUGCGCCCUCUGAUCUUCCACGUAUUCCCAAAAAUGUGGUGUUUAUCAUUGAUCAGAGUAGUUCUAUGUAUGACAGAAAAAUAGAACAGACUCGUUUGGCACUGCUAAGGAUUUUAAGUGAUCUUGGUGAGGAUGACCACUUUGGAUUGAUCACCUUUGACAGUGAAGUUAACUUCUGGAAGCGUGAGCUCCUCAAAGCUACUGAGGAAAAUCUGAAGAAUGCAAAAUCUUUCGUGAAGGAGAUCAGAGAUAGAGGAGCCACUGACAUAAACGCUGCAGUUCUAGCAGGAGUGGACAUGAUCAAGCAACAUCCACGAGAGGGAACAGCCUCCAUCCUGAUCCUGCUGACUGAUGGAGAUCCCACUACAGGUGAAACCAACAAAGAGAAGAUAAUGGCUAAUGUGAAAGAGGCCACUGGGACUAAAUUUCCCCUCUAUUGUCUUGGUUUUGGAUAUGAUGUUAACUUUGACUUCCUAACAAAGAUGUCACUGGAAAAUAGUGGAGUUGCUCGCAGGAUUUAUGAAGAUUCAGACGCUGAUCUACAGCUGCAGGGUUUCUAUGAAGAAGUUGCCGUCCCUCUCCUCACUGAUAUUCAACUUAAAUACCCAGGAGGGACAAACCUUACCAAGACCAGCUUUAGCUUGUACUUCAAUGGCUCUGAGAUUGUGGUGUCAGGACAAAUAACAGACAACAGUGUGGAGAGUUUCACCACUGAAGUCAUCGCAGUAUCAAAAGGAAACAAUGUGAUGUAUCAGGACACUAUAAUGACAACAGACCCCAGUGAUGUUCCACCUGAGAAUGAAGAUUUUAUGCAGAGGUUGUGGGCCUACCUUACAGUGAAGCAGCUUCUGGAGAGACAGGUACUUCUUAAAGGACAAGAGAAAGAGGAUGAAAAGAAAGAAGCUCUUAAACUCUCCCUGAAAUACCAGUUUGUCACUCCCCUCACCUCUAUGGUUGUUACUAAACCACAAGAAGGUGACGUGGAAGUUGCUGACAAACCCAAAGAGGGAGAAGCGCCACCCAGACCUCCAGCACCAGGAUUUAGUCAGCAACACCAUAGUCUGGGUCUGCACGAUGCAGCUGUCGAUCAUCUAAGUUUGGGUGGUGGAUAUCGCCGUCUUAGUAAAACUGCUUCAUUCAGACAAAUUCCAAGUUACGUCAGGAGUAACAUCACUUGGCAGGUCCCAACAAUGACUAUUCCAGAGUUGCAAAAGGGGGAAACCGAUACCUUGGGCUUAGAUCUAAGGCCCAGACAUCCAGAUACUGUACUUGUUCCUGUUACUAUGUCAGCUCCAACAGUUCAUAGCAAUCGUUUCCUGCUGCCUGUUGUUGGUCAGUCUAAGCCACUCUGUUUUGAUGUUCCUGUUCCUCACAAACUCAGACUCCUACAGGAUUCAGCUUCAGAGUUCUCUAUGAAUGGAGAAUCCCUGACUGGACAAAAUGGAUUCCAUCAAAUUGCCUUACAUUACAAAACAAACCAUCAUCUGACUAUAAACACAACGUCUAUCAGAUACCACGAUGGCCAGAAUCAAGUUGAGUUCUUAUGGGGCCAGGAACCGACCCAACACAAUACUGAAGGCGUGUCUCUGAUUCUACGGAGCAAUGAAAUAGACGUCACCAUGGGAAAAAUUCACAUCGUUAUUCUUCUCCAUAAGGAAAAAAGGGACAUGUGUCUGUGUCCUGCUGUUCAGACCAGGCCAAAAGAUGUCAAUUUGACAGGCAUUUUAGGAGAGCCUGAUAUUUCAUAUGAUGAGAUCCAAGGAACACAAACACCAACUUUAAAGUUAAAGGACCAGGAAGUGAAGACAUCUCGGGUGAUGGUGAAGGACUACAGACUUGCUUCUGCUCCUUUGGUUGGAUGUUGGCUUGUUCCAUUCCAGGCUGUCACACAGCGGGAGCUUUCUGACCUCACCGUCACUCAGCUGUAGAGUUCAGCAAAAUAUUUUUUAUUGUCCUUUAUCUUGCAGGCUUUUCCAAUAAAAUAACAUAUUCUUUAACUGAAAAUGGCUGAUCGGCUAUAAAACUUUAAUCUGUUGGCAAAUUGUAGGGGUAUGACCAAGUUAUUUUCAGUCUUUAUACCACAUUUUAGCAUGUUUUGAUAGCCAUGUACAAUAAGUUCACAUCAACAGUCCACUCUAAUAUUGAUUUAAAGUGAUUUCCAUCAUUCUUCUUUAAGGUGCAAGAUCUACUCAGUAGUUGUUGUGCUGUGCUUUUGAAUGUGUUUGGAUUUUUUUUUUUUUUCAGCUUUAGCUGACACACCAUGUGAUUAAAUAUCAAGUAAAAUUGCACACCAAAAUGUUAUGUAUUCAUAGUAACCCUUCGAUUGGUGCCUCUCUGUAAGUUAUUGUGAUUAUUGUGAGAAAAUGUUUUUUGUUGUGGUCUUGUCUGAUAAUAUAAUAAAAGCACAACACCAAA
Cyprinus carpio (common carp) is the source of this 2616-nucleotide messenger RNA. Its product is annotated as inter-alpha-trypsin inhibitor heavy chain H3-like. NCBI's taxonomy places the organism in Eukaryota, Metazoa, Chordata, Actinopteri, Cypriniformes, Cyprinidae. The transcript is spliced from 18 exons. The record is from RefSeq and is a predicted model, not a curated record. Bases 171 to 2129 code for a protein of 652 amino acids.